Messenger RNA from Fomitiporia mediterranea MF3/22, 945 nucleotides. RefSeq lists its product as uncharacterized. Gene Ontology annotation, cellular component: cytoplasm. The transcript has 4 exons. Gene Ontology annotation, biological process: peptidyl-lysine methylation. The record is from RefSeq and is a predicted model, not a curated record. Gene Ontology annotation, molecular function: protein-lysine N-methyltransferase activity. Bases 1 to 945 code for a protein of 314 amino acids. Lineage: Eukaryota; Fungi; Basidiomycota; Agaricomycetes; Hymenochaetales; Hymenochaetaceae.
AUGUCUAUGGCAGUCUCACACCCUAAUUUUCCUCAUGGCCUCGAUAUCAGACCCCUUGUGUCGGAACGCGAUGAGAACGGUCCGUUCAAUGCAGAAGCACAGAAGCAUGCGAUACAGCGAUUUGGAAUCGCUGGGAGAAUCUGGGAAGCUGCUCAGCUGAUGAUACGUUAUUUCGAAUUAUCUGCGUCUCCAGUCUGGCAGUUCGACCCACCAUGUUCAAUGAUUCAGAGGGAGUCUGACCGUGAGCUGACCGUCGUCGAACUGGGCUCUGGAACGGGUUACGUCGGUCUCAAGCUUGCCGAGCACCUAUCAGAAUUAAGCAGAGCGAAGGAUCUACUCGUGCUGACCGAUCUUCCUGACGUGUGUAUUCUACUCGAAGAAUCCCUGCAUGACGAGAGGCAAAGGUGGAUGACUUCACACCCCUUGGGUAAAGUACUCGUCCCCGUCAAGAUACUCCCGCUUCCGUGGGGAGCUGCUGCGGAGGGCUCCCGACUUUCUGCGCUACUAGCUAACGGAGAGUGCUCAACUAGUGUGCCAAGACGUCUAACACAUGUAGUGUGCAGCGACCUCGUCUACUUUCCUCAUCUGCUCGCUCCGUUACUCAGAACACUCUUGCAACUCACAUCUCCUCCAUUCGAACUUCCUGGCCAAUCAGCUGAACUCAUAAUUUCGUACAAGAUCCGGAGCCUGGUCAAGGAGUGCGCUUUUUGGUCUGCGUUCGGCCUGUGGUUUACAUUCGCUCCCGUACUUGCCCGCCUCGGAGACUGGCAUAUUUUUGGUGAAGAAAGCUUUGUUUUUGUGGGAUACAGACGUCCGGAAUCCCUGGAGUGGGUCAUUCCAGACAACGAUGAUGAUCUUCUAGCAGGUAUCGGUGCACUGGGAACAAGCAUGCCCAAAAGCGACGACACAUUUGAAACUCUGUUAUUGACACAAAUGAGCGUCUAA